AUGACUGCCAGAUUUUGCAACUGUCGGUUUCCCAGCUCCAUUGAGGUCGCCCAUUACAGGGGACGCAUAUCCGACUUGGUAAGCUGUCGCUGUGGUGAAGGUGCCGCAGACCGUUUAAAUCCAUGGAAUUGGUGCGCUGCGGAGAAUAUGGAUGUCAUAGUGAUCGAUAAUAGGGACAUAAUCUUCCAUCCGCAAGGCAGCAAGGGCACAGCUAUUGUAAGAGGAACGAAGCCAUUAAAAGCCGCGAUGGUACAUUGCUGGGAGAUGCUUAUUAUGACGCCACUAGUCGGAACAGACGUUAUGGUUGGCAUCGGUACGGAUAAGGUCGAUCUGGAGCAAUUCAGUUCAAAAUAUACCUCUGCUCUAGGUGGGAAUAACGACUCCUGGGGUUACUCCUAUUCCGGAAGAGUUCAGCACGGCGGGAAAAAGUCAAUCUAUGGUCAGGAGUUUGGACAGGGCUGCCUGAUUGGUAUUUACUUGGAUCGGUCACGUGGCCAUUUAGCAUUCUAUCUGAACCGGAGUCCAUUGGGGGUAGCCUACACGAAUGUGCCUACAAACGCUGAUAUAAACGUAUAUCCCAUGGUUAGUUCUACGAAUUAUAGGUCAGCGAUACGACUAGUCAAUAGCAUGUCCUUGGAUGAUACGCUGCUACUAAGAUCCUUCCAAGUGGCUGCUAAGCAGCCACACAUGCUUGCUGAAGUGCGGAAAGUACCAGGAUUCAUGGAAAUCUUACGAUCUACUUGGCUGCCGACUGUGUUCCAAGACUUUAAAGCCUUGUAGGUGCUUUAUCUUAGUACCAUCAGAAAUCAUUGAAAAAUCACAGAAAUUGUUUACUUUCCUACUAGUUUUAAUCUUGACAAUGGCAGAUCUUUAUAUCUUUGAUCACUCUUCCUAUUCCAUAUUAUAUUCCAUAUAUUCCAUAAAGGCUCUCAGUUUCAGGAUGGAUGUACUGAUUAAUUAGUUCUUGCGGGCCAGCUCUUCUCUCCAACUGACAUUCACGUUAUUUGUAAGUUUAGUA
Molecule: messenger RNA, 1018 nt
Organism: Drosophila serrata
Lineage: Eukaryota; Metazoa; Arthropoda; Insecta; Diptera; Drosophilidae
Product: SPRY domain-containing SOCS box protein 3-like
Biological process (GO): proteasome-mediated ubiquitin-dependent protein catabolic process
Cellular component (GO): SCF ubiquitin ligase complex
Molecular function (GO): protein binding
Source: RefSeq, a predicted model, not a curated record